GGAAUUUCGCUCCAUUAAUUUCUAGGGCUCAUCGUUGCCCCCAAAUUCUCUGUUUUUGUAGACUCUCGUGUGCAUUUUAGAUCGAUCGAGUUUGAGAUUGGCAGAAAAAUAUGCCUCAGAGACACUCGAAGAACAAUAACGAUCUAGCCUUCUUCACCUAUGAUGAGAAGCGGAAGCUCGGUUAUGGAACCCAGAAAGAGAGACUUGGAAAGGACUCGAUCAAGCCCUUCGAUGUCUGCUGCCUGUGCUUGAAACCCUUCAUCGACCCCAUGUGCUGCCAGAAGGGCCACACGUUUUGUAAAGAAUGCAUUCUUGAGUGCCUUUUGGCUCAGAAGAAAGAUAAUAAGAGGAGGCUUGCUGCAUUUACAACUCAGCAGAAGCAAGAGAAGGAAGAAGCAGAAGAGAAACUGAUCCAGCAGAAAGCUAGAGAGCUUGAUGCAUUUGAUCAGCAAAACCAUGGUGCUGUACCACAAUACAACGAUCGAAACCACAGUCAGGAUAAGAAUGGUUUCCAUGGUGCAAAUAGUGUAAAGGUUACUUCUUACGAAGAAGAAGCACUUCGGAACAUGAAGGCAUUCUGGCUGCCUUCCGCUACACCAGAAGCUCCUGUUAAAGUAGGAGCCCCUUCAUGCAGUACAUUCUGUCCCGAAGGCAACGAGAAACUUAAGCUAAAGUCCCUUUUCCCAAUACAUUUCACAGAGGACAAAAGCGAGCAGAAGAAAUCGAAAUCUUAUGAUGUUACAUACAUCUGCCCUAGUUGUAAGGUUACUCUAACCAACACGAUGUCUCUCGUGGCCCUAAGCACCUGUGGCCAUGUCUUCUGUAAAAAAUGUGCUGAUAAGUUUAUGGCUGUGGACAAAGUGUGUCUGGUCUGCAACAAAGGAUGUAAAGUAAGGGAUUUGGUGAAUUUGGAGAAAGGAGGCACAGGGUUUGCUGGCCACGGGGAUUCACUUGAAGCAAGAGACUUCAAGCAUUUGGGAAGCGGUUCUGGUUUGGGGCUGGUGAGGCCUGCCAUGAAGACUUAAAGUCAGUCAUCCUUGCUUACUUGAGUGUGAUUUUCUUCCAUAAUUCUGUUUCUUUUUCUCAACUAAUUAGUAUCUGGUCUUGUAAAUGACAAUAUCAAUUUUAAAUCUUCGUAUGUUAGCUUCUAAAUUGUGUCUUUAUCAACAAGAAUCUUAAAAAAAUGAUAAUAUCCAAAGCUUGGAGGACGUUUCUUA
Messenger RNA from Cucurbita pepo subsp. pepo (vegetable marrow), 1217 nucleotides. RefSeq names its product E3 ubiquitin-protein ligase CSU1. Gene Ontology annotation, molecular function: ubiquitin protein ligase activity. NCBI's taxonomy places the organism in Eukaryota, Viridiplantae, Streptophyta, Magnoliopsida, Cucurbitales, Cucurbitaceae. Gene Ontology annotation, cellular component: nucleus. The record is from RefSeq and is a predicted model, not a curated record.